Plodia interpunctella (Indianmeal moth) is the source of this 1528-nucleotide messenger RNA. RefSeq names its product RNA-binding region-containing protein 3-like. Lineage: Eukaryota; Metazoa; Arthropoda; Insecta; Lepidoptera; Pyralidae. Gene Ontology annotation, biological process: mRNA splicing, via spliceosome. The coding region runs from base 235 to 1527 and encodes 430 amino acids. Gene Ontology annotation, molecular function: U12 snRNA binding; pre-mRNA intronic binding. The transcript has a single exon. Gene Ontology annotation, cellular component: U12-type spliceosomal complex. The record is from RefSeq and is a predicted model, not a curated record.
ACGGUAGGUCAACGACCGCGGCUUCGUUAUAAUAUAUAGGCGCUAUACGUUGCGGGGAAACAGCGCAGCUAUACGUUAUCAGCUAUACGUUAUAUUAAUUACCACUCCGUCCGAAUACAUCAGUUUGUUUUGUUUGGUUGGUUGUCUAUUCUCUAAGGGUUGGGAUACUUGGGAUAGGCAUAUUUAAGUUAUAUAGUAUAUAACUAAAUACCUACGACGGAAUAAUUAAAUACGAUGUCGAAUGUAUUGAUAAUAAGACACCUGCCCAGGAAACUAUCUUUUCAAGAUAAAGAACAACUUUUAAAGCACUUCGGCGCGGAAAAGGUGUGGGAGACAAGAUCAAAACGAAACUAUGUAUUCGCUUCUUUCGCUAAUCCUAAAAAGGCGAAGAGUUCAUUGCUUCGGCUUCACCAACUUGAAAUAGCCCGCAGAAGACUAGUAGUGGAGUACUCCUUUGACAAAGAGCCUUUGUCGCAGAAAUCGGAAAAUGAACAAACUUCGUCUAUUACAAAGCAUGUGACAGAAUUUCUUAGAGUGUUGAACGCUUGGAAUCCUUCAGUAGACUUCUACCAGCCUCCACCAGUGCAUUUAAAGUACAAAUAUCCAGAUAUUGAUAGUAAUAUCAUUGUAAAUAUCGUGUAUGCUUUAGCAUCUCAUAAACCUUUUUACGUACAAACAUUGCAUUUGAUGAAUAAAAUGUGUUUAGAUGUGCCUUUUCAACAUAAUGAAAUGGCACUGCAAUGUUUUAAAAACAUGUUUAGACCAUAUUUUUUGGGUCAAAGUCAAAAAGUACCAGAGCCUGCUGUUCAAUCUGAAACAGAUGAGUCAGAAAUAUCUAGUGAUGAACAUGAGAAACAGAACAAGCCAACCCCAAUGUCUGCCAAACGCCUACACACACUUCCAAAGACUCGGAAAAGGCCGGCAGCCAUUUUAUCUACAGUAUCUUUACCAAAAAUUCAGAAAGUUCCUAUAAACCAGGAAGAAGUGUUUGAAACUGUAGCACCACUUCGAGAAACUAAAAAAAUAUCUGUGGUUGUAGCUCAAGAUGCCUUGCAAAAGGCUCAGGAAGAGCCAAAAGUUGUGGGAGAAUUAGGAAAGUUUGAGAAACAAGAGCAACCAGAGGUUGUUGUAGAGACACCUGCUGAAACAGAGCAGCCUACUAUAACAAGGAAAGAAUUAUUGAAAAAUAGAAUAUCCUUUAGAGAUAUGAAGAUUCUGCCAGUUUUUAAGAAGUAUCAUCCUGGGCAACCCUCUAUGAGAUUAUAUAUUAAGAAUCUAGCUAAAACUGUUACUGAAUUAGAUGUUAAGAGGAUAUACAAACAUUACAUUGAACAUGUCACAGAGGAUGACGUAGGGUUUGAUGUGCGAGUAAUGCAGGAAGGCAAGAUGAAAGGGCAGGCAUUUGUUACCUUUCCAUCUGUAGAAAUAGCAGAGACGGCUUUACAUGAGACUAAUGGUUACAUGUUGAAGGAAAGACCUAUGGUUGUGCAGUUUGCACGAGCUGCUAAUAAAAAAACUAUUGAGUAAU